AUGAACACAUGGAAUGGUCUCAUGAACUCAUGGAACAGUCCAAUAAACCCAUGGAACGGUCCCAAUAACCCAAAGAGUGGUCCCAAUAUACCGUGGAACAGUGAAGAGGCUUUGCUGGCAUCGAGAAAUCCCACGAACAAGAGUGCUCACGACAUGGAGACACACGUGUUCAACAAAGCUCAGACCAAGGGCAAUCAGCAGGGCAUCACUGCCAGCGGUCCACCCCAGCCAGUCCAGAUAAGGCUGCAGCAUCAGCAGCAGCAGCAACAGCAGCAUCAACAGCAACUGCAGCAGAUGCAGCAACAGCAGCAGUUACAGCAGCAGCAGCAGCAGCAGCAGCAGCAGCAGCAAGCACCACAGCAACAACAACAACAGCAGCAGCAACAACAACAGCAGCAGCAGCAACAACAACAACCGCCACAACAGCAAAUUGCAACAGCACAGCAAAUUCAUCCAUUGUUGAACAGCAUGACUCCGCACCAGCGCAGUCAGCUACAGGCGAUGACCAGCGUGCAGCAGCGGCAGCAGUUCUUGCAGCGCCACCUGGACCAGCAGCGGGCACGGGCCGCGGCGGCGAGCGCAGCGGCUGCGGCUGCGGCCGCGGCCAGGACGGCGGCCCAGCCCCCGAUGCAGGGUCAGCCCGGUCUACCGCCCAACCUGCAGAGGCCGGGACAGCUUCCGUCGGCUACUAUGGUCGAACAGUUUCAGCAGCAGCAACAGCAACAACAGCAGCAACAACAGCAGCAACAGUUGUCACAGCAAGGACCAAGCUCUGUUCCCACUGCUGGCCAGCAGGGCGGCGUCUACAGUGGCGGAAACAUGGUGUCCCCUAAGAGCGCUCCCGCGUACAGUGUGCCGUCUCCCGUGCUACCCCAGCAGACGUUCCAGGCUCCUUCGUCCGUCGGAUCACAGAUGGUUCCGUCGCCAUCUAUGGCAAUGCCGUCGCCAUCGCCGGGCAUGCUGGGAAUGGUGCCGUCGCCGGGGAUGCUGCGACCAGCGCCCUCUCCUGGCAGCGUCAACCUCAACACGCCGAUGACAAUGGGACAGAGCGCUAGUCCGGCGCCGAGUCAGCCAACGCAGGAGGAGCAGGCCUACUUGGACAAGCUGCGGCAGCUGUCUAAGUGGAUCGAGCCGCUGCGCAAGUGGAUCAGCCAGUACGAGAAGGACGACGAUCCGCGGCAUGAGCUGAGCAAGAUGAAGAUGCUGCUGAACAACUUGUCCGACCCGAACCGGCGCAUGCCGAUGGAGGUGCUCAUGCGAUGUGAGCAGGUGCUCGAGAAACUCGACCUGCACUCCCGCCACCAGCAGCAUCAGCAGCAGCAACACCAGCAGCAGCAGCAGCAACAUCAACAGCUGCAGCAGCAGCAUCAGCAUCAGCAGCAGCAGCUGGCGAUGGGCAUGGCCCAGGUUAAGCAGGAGCAGCAGCAGCAGCAGCAGCUGCAGCAGCAGCGGAUGCCUCAGGACCAGCACAUGUUCCAGCCUCUACUCGAUGCGCUCACACAGAACAUCAAGCGACCAAUGCUGAACCACACGCUGCAGCGAACAUUCGGUCCCACCGUCGCCGCCCUCUACGGUUCGCCCAUCAGGGCGCCGUCGCCGCCGGCUAAGCGGCGCUGCACUGAGACUCUCGACUCGUCGGACGAGGACGUGCCGGACCUGCUUCAGGGUGAGAUCGCGCGGCUGGACCGUCGCUUCCGCGUGCGUCUGGACGCGGCGCGGCACGCGGGCUCGCGCACCGUGCACCUGCUGUGUCGCCUCGACGACCGCAGCCUGCCCGCCGUGCCACCCAUCUCCGUCGUCGUGCCCGGCGGCUACCCGCACAUGAGCCCGCAGUGCGACACCGUCUCGCAGGACUACGAUUCCUCACCUUUCCUGAAGAGCGUCAGUCAGGCGCUAGAGAAACAGCUGAGCAAGAUGCCUUAUCGCUUCUCCGUCACGGCUCUACUCAACACGUGGGAAAUGAGUGUCAGACAAGCGUGCAACCCUUCCAAGACUUCAGCUUCUUCUGCGCAGUUGUCAAUCGCCUGAGCACACGAGUGCUUUUCUCUGUCAUGCAGCUACACAUUGCGUGUCCCCCAGCUUAAAUCGAGCAAGGGAGCACCACCAGGGUGGACACCAGCGCCCUCUAUACGCUUCAGGCAUGUAAGGCAGUGCCACCUACACAGCGCAUAGCCUCGUGGUCGAGAGCAACGCCCUCUAGGAGAUCUAUGAAUUAAGCGCCAGCCAUCUUCACUUGGUCUAGCAUUGACAGCAGUGUAAAAUAGCAGAACUACAACGUGGGGAAUGCUGUGCCUAUCGUCGUGCUUUUGUGGCGUCGUGCGCGUGACAGCAGAACUGCCGCUCGUCGCAUGUUGACCGGCAUCGGCUGGCAUUCAGCGACGGCGUGUAACAGUACCUGCGAAGCGCGAGGUGCGACACAGAAGCACGUACUCACACGGGUGCGCGUUACUAUUUAGAAUCGCGGAUGAUCGGAAGGUGGGGAAAUGGCGCGCGAUCGAGUGAGAGGUUUAUCAGGUUUAUACGGAGGGAUACAUACAGACAGGUUUACAUAUCGAGCUGCGAGUGCUAUGAUCGUGGUUGUGAAUUAAUUAAAUGCGGGGCUUUUAAAGCCCCGUUAUGGCUUCCAACUCGAGAGCAUAUGGCGCACAGGGGAUAUCCAAUAGUUGGGUCGAGAGUUAAUUAGUGUGAUUCUAAACACGCCAGCUUUAAGAGCGUGAGAAGGGGGGAAGUGGAGCCGAUCGGUUGUACAUUUAUACGGAUUUAAAGUGCUUACAAUCACUGUUAUAAGUGAAUACUGUAAUUACUGUACCGCGCGCGGUCAUGUCGUCUCACACACACACAGAGUGUGAGUUCAUCUUAUGUCAUCUACAGAGUGUAGUCCGUAAUCUAGCACUCGUGUGAUUGCCAUGGGAGAAUACGCUGGCUCGUGUGCCGUCAGUCAUGUAAUAUAUUGUCGCUAAUGCAGGAAUCGAAUAAACCGUUUAUCGUUUGAUGAAAUUUA
This is a messenger RNA of Priapulus caudatus, 3001 nucleotides long. Its product is annotated as mediator of RNA polymerase II transcription subunit 15-like. Bases 1 to 2028 code for a protein of 675 amino acids. NCBI's taxonomy places the organism in Eukaryota, Metazoa, Priapulida, Priapulimorpha, Priapulimorphida, Priapulidae. The record is from RefSeq and is a predicted model, not a curated record. The transcript has 13 exons.